AUGGAAGUCUCUACCCCACUUCUGCCACAGUCUAUAGCCACACUCAUCUCAACCGUCAGUCUAGGUGCCCGUGUAUCGCUUCGAACAGCAGCCAUCAUAGCUCUCUUGGAGACACUACAGCAUGGAACAAGCGCCACGCUUGGCAUCAGUCGGAGAUCACUCCUCGCAGCGGUGUCAACUGCAAAGAUCUUAAAUAUCCUCAAGGGCAAUACUGGUCCAAAUGAUGCGUUUACUAUGCUCCUAGACAAAUACACAUCAUUGGGCGUGUAUGUGAUCCACAACUCUUUUACUUUAGCAGAAUUGUUUUCAAUCUCGGGCUUACAACUCGUAUCCAAUACAUUAACUGCCGGUAUUCGCACUGCAGAAGAGUCGGUACGCAUAGUAGACGGCUUGUUCGGAUCAACUGAAACAUCGAGAGCACUAGCUGCUGUUGUAGGCUUGGUCAAGAAGGAAGUAUAUGAAGACGAAGACUUUGCCAUCACCAGUUCAGGGAAAAUGGCAGUAUUGGCAUCAAUCACCAAAGCCCUUACGGUUUUUGCAUGUCUACAGGCAGCAACACACAAGCGCACCCAAAAAUCCAUUCGCACCAUGCUAGUGUACGAGGGUGUUGUAUUGCCCAAACCCAAGAUCCUUGGUGAUGUUAACGCUACUCAUCUCACAACUAUUGAACAGUCCGCUAUCGAUAACUAUGAUGAAGAUUCAGGAGAGCUUUUGAGAGAUUUAUCAAACACAUUAAUAACUGACCCAGAUGAUGUCACUGAAGACAUGACAACGACUCAGAUUGAGAAGGUGUUGAGCGCGGACAUUCUUCAGGUGACGACUACAACGACAUUGACAACAACAACUACACAAACUUUUGUUCGACCGGGAGCCGAUUUGUCAAAUCUAGGAAAGCCUUUACCAGCCAUCCAUCACGACAGAAACACAUCCUCCUCAUCUUUGCAACGACAGCACCAUUACCCAACAUCAGUUGAAGCCACAUCUAGCUCUCGAGGUGCCACUUCAUCCAUGGCUAUUACUACACGGUCUAGACGAGGCUCUGUUUCGUCUAUUGCAUCUGUUGCCACUACCCUAACGCAGUAUGCCACUACUUCCAUCGUCGCCAACUCUCAUGGCUCAGUAAAUGGCUCCUCUAGACACACCCCUUCCGUUAGCGAGACCUUCGCCCCCUCCGAAUCCUUAGCCGUUGAAGGAAAUCGAAAUGCCAAUAACAAUUUGAGACUAAUGUUUUCUACCGUGACAAAAAAGUUCAAGAAGAACCAAAAAGUGCAUAUCGGUGGCGAAGGUGAAGGUACAGUCUUAAUGAGGACGCAGGAACGUGAGAUCAGAACAAGCGAGACUAGGGAUUCACUUGACUGGUCUGAGGACGACACGGAUUGGGUUGAAGUUACACAAUCGUCCGAAACUAUGUCUUCUAUGGAGAUGAAUGCGAUUUCAUAUGAUGUACCUACUGAGAAAAAAUCCAGCGAUAAGUUUGGGCCGUCAUUCGGUCUCAAAGGUGGAUUAACUGGAAAAAAAUUUGGACAUUCGUUUUUUUCUAAAAUGACAAAACAAACGACCUUCGGAAAGGGCAACGAACGUGAAAGCCUUGACAGUUCUGACCCCCAGUUGACGAUCACAGAAAUGGAUGAACCUCGAAACGACUCUGACAAUUCGCUCCCUGACAGUAAUCCAAUCGCUAUGCCCAUCAUGGUGGGCUUGAAGUUGGGAGAUGAUGAGGAUUUUAGACCGUCUCCGCCACCCAAAGAACCAACAGAGCCCAAUCCUGCCAAUUUCCCACGAGAUCAUCUUGUCCGUAAUAUUCAAAGGUUUAUGCGCUAUGCCUCGGCUAGUUAUGGACAUAAUUUCAUGAGGAUCUUGGGUAUCGGUACUAUUGGUGACACUGUCUACUCACCAUACGGUGAUCACCCAAAUCACCAUGCAUUUGCAACGCACACUUCAACACCACUGGACUCAAUCCUUCUCUCAUCAUUUACAGAUCCAGGUGCAAAAGGUAGCUUCCAGGCGCCUAAAAUGCACUCGUUGGUCCAUUAUAUCAAUCUGGACCAUGGAGCACAAUGCGUUGUUUUAACGUGCCGCGGCACUCUGGGUCUCUCAGAUGUGUUGACAGAUCUCUGCGCCCACUAUGACGACCUAGUCUUGCCUACAGUCAAAUCGAAUGGAAAACGAGGCGAACAACAUGCACCGCCAACGUACAAGGUCCAUGCAGGAAUGUACGCAUCUGCUCGUCUGCUGUCCCUUGAGACCUCAACUGUCUUCAAGACCAUCAAGAAGGCAUUAGAGGACUACCCUGAUUAUGGUCUUGUUCUUUGCGGACAUUCACUUGGUGGAGGUGUUGCUUCCAUUCUGACUUUACUUUGGUCGAUGAAGAGUCAGGAUUUUGAAGCAUACGUUGAGGAACAAGAAGAUAGAUCCAGCGAUGAAGAGGGUGACGAAGACAGGGACAACAAAUCAAAAAACACUACAAGACACCACCAACGAUCGAAAAAACGUAUUGCAUACCCCGAAAUCACAACACCAUUUGUCACUUCGCCUGGAUCGUUUCUGCCUGCAGGACGACCCAUUCACUGCUAUGCAUAUGGUCCGCCAUGCGUAAUGUCGUUACCGCUAUCGAAAUACUGCCGGGGACUUAUUACAACUGUUGUUCAUCAAUACGAUCUCGUCCCAACAUUAAGCUUGGGACUCCUGAAGGAUUUCAAGAAUGUUGCGACCACUUUACAUGAGGAGGGACAGAUAGUAGAGGAUAUUGUUAAGCGCCUGAUCAUUGGUGUAACAUGCAAUAAGGUCGAUGCAGAGAAUGCCAAAACCGCUCCAUCAACAUAUACCAACGGAUCAAAUCUUCCAGCACAGUCUACACUACCACAUAAGCAAAAAAAUGCAGAGCCUCCGAAACGAUCCCAAAGUAUGCCCAUGUAUUCAGAGUAUGAUCGAUGGCAGCUUCAAGAAGCAGAAGAUCAAGACUGGUCAUGGUCGUUAAUCAAGACGAUGCGUGCAGAUAUGAGUUCGGAUAAACUGUAUCCACCUACGCCUGUAUACUUGCUCGAAUCUAUUGCCACAACAGUUGUACCUGCUGGAUCCUCGGCUUUAACUACGAUGACAGGAACCAUUGCGGCUUCGAUGGAAUCUCGCCCAUCUGCAAAUACCGCUAGUUCCGUACCUCUUUCAAAAUCGUACUCUGCAUCUUCCGCAAUUACAGCUGCUGGCGCAGCUGCAGUUAAUCUAGCAAAUGGGUUUCGCCCAAGCUCUCCAUUUGGUCGAUACUCAACCCCUACACCCAGCGCUAAGUCUAAGGUGAACAUGACCGCAACAACACCAUCUACAGACGCUCCUUCAGCUAUGCCACAGGCAUCUAAGACAGCAUACAAAGUCUCGAUGCGACGAUUUGAUCAUGUGGAAGAUCGUUUUGGGGAACUGCAGUUUGCACGAUCCAUGUUCACUGACCACAGCCCGGCGAACUAUGAGGUCUGUGUAGAAAGACUCUGUCAGGCUGUAUUCUCAUCUGAGGAUAAUUUGUAG
Molecule: messenger RNA, 3516 nt
Organism: Lobosporangium transversale
Lineage: Eukaryota; Fungi; Mortierellomycota; Mortierellomycetes; Mortierellales; Mortierellaceae
Exons: 4
Coding region: 1-3516 (1171 amino acids)
Biological process (GO): lipid metabolic process
Source: RefSeq, a predicted model, not a curated record